Acanthopagrus latus (yellowfin seabream) is the source of this 10509-nucleotide messenger RNA. RefSeq names its product vitamin D3 receptor A. Bases 446 to 1774 code for a protein of 442 amino acids. Gene Ontology annotation, cellular component: nucleus. The transcript is spliced from 11 exons. Lineage: Eukaryota; Metazoa; Chordata; Actinopteri; Spariformes; Sparidae. Gene Ontology annotation, biological process: negative regulation of transcription by RNA polymerase II; cell differentiation; positive regulation of transcription by RNA polymerase II. The record is from RefSeq and is a predicted model, not a curated record. Gene Ontology annotation, molecular function: vitamin D response element binding; nuclear receptor activity; zinc ion binding.
AGCAUUAUAGUUCUUUGCUCUCUCUCGGUUACGUUUUGCUGAGAAGUGCUUUCGGGCCGAGAGGCACACACGCACGUUUGAGGCCAGCAAAGUGUGCUUGUGUUAACGUUAGCGCUAGCUGUUGUCAUGACUCUCCAGCGGGCUGCAAUAUUUUGACAUGCCGCUGACACAAACAGUCAGCCCACAGGCGUAACGUUACUGUCACGUAGAGGGGCAAUUCCGCUGUCGCUAUUACACCCACGGUGUUUUUGGUUUUAUACGGAGGAAAACUUUUUCGGCGCGGGGGGAAAUUGUUAAAAAGCCGCCUUCAACUCCACUGGCUCGGACAAUUCGGCGACCUGGCUCCUACAUUUCGGGCCCCCUCCGCUACUGCUCGAAGUGAAGGUUGAUAUGCCACAUCAGCGGCUUGAAACCAGGAGAGAGUGGUUAUGUUUUCCGAGGAUGUAUGCUCUUUACUCAGAGAGGGAGAACCAAGCAACAAACAACAGCCACAGCAAGCCUAAACAGAGUGAUGGAGCCCAUGACGGUGACGACGUCGGUGGUCGGACCGGAGGAGUUUGACCGCAAUGCCCCACGGAUUUGUGGCGUGUGCGGCGACAAGGCCACUGGCUUCCAUUUCAAUGCCAUGACGUGCGAAGGCUGCAAGGGUUUCUUCAGGCGCAGUAUGAAGCGUAAAGCUUCUUUCACCUGUCCCUUCAACGGGAGCUGCACCAUCACCAAGGACAACCGGCGCCACUGCCAGGCCUGUCGUCUGAAGCGCUGCAUCGACAUCGGCAUGAUGAAAGAGUUCAUCCUGACAGACGAGGAAGUCCAGAGGAAGAAGGACAUGAUAAUAAAAAGGAAAGAGGAGGAGGCAGCCCGGGAGGCAAUGAGGCCACGUCUGAAUGAGGAGCAGGCCCGAAUCAUCUCCUCCUUGGUGGAAGCUCACCACAAGACCUACGAUGCCUCCUAUUCGGACUUCUCCCGCUUCAGGCCUCCAGUGCGUGAAGGCCCAGUUACACGCAGUGCCAGCAGAGCCGCCUCCCUUCACUCUCUGUCCGAUGCCUCCUCUGACUCAUUCAACCACUCACCAGAGUCAGUGGACACCAAGAUGAACUUCAACAGUCUGUUAAUGAUGUACCAGGAUGGCGCAAGCAGUCCAGACUCUAAUGAGGAGGACACAAAGCUCUCUAUGCUGCCCCAUUUGGCCGACCUGGUCUCCUACAGCAUCCAGAAGGUCAUAGGCUUUGCCAAGAUGAUCCCAGGCUUCAGAGAGCUGACAGCAGAAGACCAGAUCGCUCUCUUGAAGUCGAGUGCCAUUGAGAUCAUCAUGCUGCGUUCAAACCAGUCGUUCAAUCUGGAGGACAUGUCCUGGAGUUGCGGAGGGCCGGACUUCAAAUACUGCAUCACUGAUGUUACAAAGGCGGGUCACACUUUGGAGCUGCUGGAGCCACUGGUGAAGUUCCAGGUCGGGCUGAAGAAACUCAACCUGCACGAGGAGGAACACGUGCUGCUCAUGGCCAUCUGCCUGCUCUCCCCAGAUCGUCCAGGUGUCCAAGACCAUGGGCGCAUUGAGAAGCUCCAGGACCAUCUGUCGGAGACUCUCCAGGCCUACAUCCGUGUCAACCACCCAGGUGGACGCCUCCUCUACGCCAAGAUGAUCCAGAAGCUGGCUGACCUGCGCAGCCUGAACGAGGAGCACUCCAAGCAGUACCGCUCACUCUCCUUCCAGCCCGAGCACAGCAUGCAGCUCACCCCGCUGGUGCUGGAGGUGUUUGGCAGCGAGGUGUCGUAGCAAAGGAGGAGGACAUGCUCGCACCCAUGUGCACACUCAUUACCACCCUUACCGCCUUUUCCAGCAGAAAACCCAGCCCUGAUAUAUCUGGACAUAUGGGAGAAAGAUGGAUAAUCAGAUAGGUAGACAGUAACCUUCAGCUCAUUGUUAUCUUGCCAUCCUCCUCCUCCUCCUCCUCCUCCUCCUCCGGACCUCAAGCAGCAAGACUCUGAUGCCUGGACCUCUGGAUUUAUGGAUUUAAGUCAGCUGAAUAUGCUGUGGAUUUUCUACAGCGCAUGGAUAACCAGAUUCUAUUUAAACCUCUGGAUCUCAGUACCACAUCUAGAACGGAUGGACAUCUCUGGUCCAUCCACAUCCACCAACUCCAAAAAUCACCUUUCCUCAUCACAACCUUUCCCCAGACAUCACUGCUAGAUUCCUGCCAAUUUUUAUUUCAGUGGAGACAGCUUGACGGAUGUGACUUUCACAUCCCUUCUUACCACCACCAUCAUAACAUUGUUCCAUGUUCACACCAUGGCGAUGACAAACAGGAAUACAUACACAGAGCUACAUCUUAUUAACCGUGCCAGCACUUGUGAAGUACAGAUUAAUUGCUUGCAAUGUUACUACACUCGUGUUAGAUAGCUAUGAACUAUUUGACAGCAAAGAUAUCCAAAUAUAUUAAACAUCAACAUGGCCAGCCAUGGGCAAGCUUCAUGUAAAGUAAAGGAAAUACUUGGUUUACUAGUUGAAAAAUACUUUGCUAAUACUUUGCUAUGGAGUCUAGCAGGUGUGUUUCUCCUGCUUAGCCCUGUGUAUCUGUGUAUGUGCAACGAGAGGUCUCAGAUGGUCAGCUCAAGUGAAGAACGGAAGUUAAAGUAGGAACGUUUCAAUGCUGGGAAAGAAAGGGGGUAUUUGGAGGAAUGGAUAAAGGAGGUUGGAUAGAUGGAGGGAGAUGGUUGGAAUUCCCUGUUCGCAAGACAAAAGGGAAUUUCACAAAACAAGAAUGUAUGUAUAAUGCUAUAUAAAUAUAAAUGAUACGUAUAAGCUGAUAGAUAUAUAUAUAAAUAUAAAUAUAUAUAUUUAAGAGAGUGAAACAUGGUUGCUUCCAGGGAAGCAAAUAGUUCUGAGUGUUGUAUAAUGUAGAGGAUUUGAAGGCGCCUCCUCAGUUGUGUGUGUGUGUGUGUGUGUGUAUGUGUCAUCUUUUCAAAGACUUAUGUACACACACAUAGGAAAGCGCUGACAAGUGUGCGAGGAGUCCUUCUAUUUUUGUGAUGUGUGUACAGUACAUGAGAAUAUUGAUGGACCACAAGGGGGUGUGUGCGCAGGCUCUGACUGAGGGUUUAGUGCAGGGAAGCACUUCUCUGUUGGAUUUUGUCGUUUUUUGGACCUGUGAAGUUUGUAGACAGACAUACGCAAACACAACGUCACAUUUUCGUGGAUAGUGAUUAUCCCAAACUAUUUGUUCGGCUGGUUAGAUUGCUGCUAAGACAGUUAGAGCUGGAUAGUUGGACAGAAACCAACUACUGGCUGUUGCCUCAGGGAAAAGUUUGUCUGAUGAUAUUGUAUACUCGGUGUUUAUGGUGUGUGUGGCGUAAGCUUACAAUCAUAAGACAGAGAUUGUUUAUGAAGCUCUAGGCAUCACUGUGAUUUCUAAUCAUACUAAGUAACAGUAUAAGUAAGCUAAAAGUGAAACUUUUUCAAAUACUACAAGACUUUCAUUCCUAAGCUUAUCUUCUCAAUUCAAAACUCCUCUUUUAAGAUGGUUUGCAUGAUUGUACCAUGAUUGUACGAUCCAUUAGAGAUCAUUGUUAGAGUGGACAUACCCAUUAAAUGGUUACAUUUUAAAGCAAAGUCAUCUGUGUUAAAACAUAGAGUGAUUGACAUCAGCCUUAAGUUUAGCUUGGUUUGAUUUAUUUCAGGGCAAAGUGAAUAUUCUACAGAUGGUAGCAAUGUACAGUAAUCUAACGAUAUAUAGCCUGUAGUGUAUCUGGAGCUUUCAGAUGCUCCUAACAGCAGGAAAAAAAAAAGUUUUUAUAUAAACUACAAAAUCAAGCCUCAUACCUUUUUGUCACAUUUAUAUCAUUUCAACACCAGCCACAUAAGCGAGGUUUAGGAUGUUACUUUUCAACGUCACUACAUAUCAUAAUAAUGUUUUCUGUCGACACAGUGCAUGCUCACCCCUCACGCAGGCCUGGAUCACCCCCUUGUGGACAAACUUUGUAAAUACCACUUGCUAAGUCUGUACAUAGUUAGACAUAAAUGUAGGCAAAAUACUAAGAGAAUUCAAUUGUUGAUGGCAAGAUGCUCUGCAGAUACAGCACUAUAUGCAAGUAGGAGAUGACUCUUAUGUUGUAUUCAACUAGAAUGGACAGAGGAGGCAGUCCCGGUCAGGUUACUGAGUCGGCACAGGCUGCAGCGAGGAAGGCUGUCGGAUUUGACUUUGAUCAGCGAGGGUUUUUGAAAGCUGAUAUCACUGACUUAAAUCUCAGGCCAAGAUUGAGCUAAAUUUGAUUCAUUUCCUUAUCAAUAAAUUACAUUCAAAGGGCCAGCCCUGUGUGGGACGAUGCUCUUACUCAUGCGGUCAGACUCGCAAAUCUGAUGUGUAAUAAUUGCAAAGGCUUUAUGUGACUGAACAUUCCCUGUGGUGGUUGUGUUGAGCAUUCCAACCGGCUGAGUCUGGAACACCCUCAAACAUCAGUACGAGCAUCUUCAGCUCUCCGUCAGCCUUUUAAAGGCGGCCGACGAGUCAGUAUCAGCAGGAAGUGUCCUCUCUGUCCAUUCCAAGCUUAUGGAUGUACAUCUUUUCUCUCUCUUUCUAAAGUCUAUCAAUGAGCUUCUGACAAUUAUACAGUAUACCCAUAAUAUUUUCAUUUCGGGAAAGAUCUUUCUUUUGUUUUUUUUUGCUCUUUUGUUCUUUUUCUUCAAGAUUGUCAAUUUUUAAUGCGUGUCAGAGUUUGCUGUCUAGCUAGCGCUUGGCUUGCUCCGCUGGGACGUCGUUUUAGAGAAGCAGAGAUGAGCGUGGUGGACUCCUGGAGCCUGUUUCCCUGUUUCCUGAGUGCAGAUGAGCAAGCUCCCCUUCUGUUACCUUGAUUUCAAGGGAGUGGAUACGGAACAGCCCCUUUCAGCCAAUGAUGCGGCGUCACUCUCUUGUCAGGACAGGGAAGGUGCACUGGCACUCAUUCUCCCUCGUUGUUUUUCCUAAUGGAAUACAAAAAGACUUGUCAGAGCAGCCGUGUUACACCUGGAGCUGUAACCUGAGGGGAAGGAACACAGUGGAGCCAAAUCUUUUUCAUCGUCAACGGAAAGGCAGUCCCCAGCUCUUUUUAAAAAAUAAAACAAAACAAAACAACGAAAACAAACACAGAAAAAAACAUCUAAAUCUGUUUUUUUUUUCAGAAGCACGAUGUCAAACACAAUUAAGUAAGUGAUCAUGAACUAACACUGCCUCAACUGACUGACACAGGAUUUAGCCAAUGGAAAACAGUUGCCGCAACAGCAUGGGCGUGCCUCUUCGUUCAUCACUCAACCAUCUAACCGCCUCUACUUCUGCAAUAGCCAGUUACAGCAGGAUUACUCUUCAUAGCUUUAACUCAGCGGCCAGUCACGCUCUGCUUUUUGGACAAAAACUGUGGCGCACCAAGGGCUGAUGGGAGUCUGAGGGUUUAGUCGAACAGCUUCUGUGGGAUCGUCACACUACCGUGAAAAAGACGGUGCAGACACGGCUCCUUGUUUUUGUCCUGCUCGACCCAGAAAAUACUCGUCCCAGACCUGCAGAAGACUGUGUAGAAUCUGUGUAGAGAUGAAAACGUAUUUUUUAAAUGAGAAUGGCCGCAGGCAGAUGUAUUGAUGUGCUGUACAGGCGGAGUGUGCCGUGACUGACAGGCGAGAUGUCGCCUCCUAAAUCCAAAGUGUGACAUUUUACCUUUCUCACUACUCUUUGUGUCGCAUCGCAGCUCUUGAAAUUCAAGUUUUUAAAAAGAUCAUCUGUUGGUGAAUAGUGAAAAUGAGAGUUAGACAUUUUACAUCAACAUUUACAUCAACCAUUUCAAAAGGAAUGCAGGACGGGGUGAUGGCCAGAGUCUGCUCAGCUUUACGGGUUCUCGUGUUGGUUGUCAAACUUUUAAACUUUUUUUAAAACUCCAUCUUUAAUGGUUACGUUUUGGGUCUUUCAUGAACAACAAUGGACAGAUCUGGCUCAAAAUGUGUACGGUAAUUGUUAACACGAGCAUUGUACCUAAUAGCGAGAGGCUAUUCGGCUCAAAUGAACCCAAACAAAGCAGCAGGCUCUGCCCUCUCAAGCCCCCGUCCCCUGAACCCAGGUCAGCAGCUCCACCUCAGUAGCCUUACUUACAGAAACCUCACUCAGCUGGAAACGUUUAACAGAUACCUCAAUAAUUUACAGGAUGACUUUUCACAAUAGCCUUUAAGGGAACCAAACAUAAACUCACACACUCACACAGACAAAAACAACAACUACUCUCCUCAGCAACCUCUGCAGUGUUUUUACGUUUUCAGACAUACAAUCAACUAGUUGCCAGUUGUGUAAAGAAGAAGGUUGUCCAGUAGAGUCCUCUUGCCAGUAGACCAGUCAGUAUAUGAAUGGAUCCCAAUGUUUCUAAAUGUUAACCAUCAACUCUCUCCGUUCUUCUGCUUUACUCACUCGAUCCUCAUCUCUGCCUCAUUCUGUGUUUUGUUUUUGUUUUUCUUGUCCUUGUUGUCUCUACAAACAGAUGACGUGCCGCUAAGCUUUGGCGCUGCGUUUAACCAAACAUACUACCUCUCCCUUCCGCACAUAUAUAGAAAUAUAUAUAUUUUUGUUGCAGCAUAAUUAUGUUUAUGAUACAGCAUCCAUUCUUAUUUUAACACUAAUUUAGAAGGUUUUUUUUAUGUAUAUGUACAAUAUAUUCGUUUUUAUCUCGUUUCUCUUUUCAAAUGCUGGAUGAUUUUCUCUUUUUUUUUUUUUUUUACCUCAAAUCUCAAUACAAGCCUACAAUCUUAAGUUAGUAAAUCAGAGGCCUCUUCAGAAUCACGUCAUCACUGAAGUGUGUAAAUGCAUGUUAAAAACUUUGCAUGGAAGUAAGGUUACAUUCACAUAGCAGCUGAAAGGGCACAGUUUCUUUUAACUCUUUCAUAAAUGACAGAUCUGAUAUUUCCUAAUCAAUUUCAACAAGAAGAACAGCAUCAAAUUUGUUAUUUUUUUUAUCUGGACAGCUCGGAUCUGUGAGGCAAAGGCACAAGUUUAUUGCACACAUCAGAAAGAAAGCCAGAUCGAUGAUAUGAUUGGUGUUUGGUAUCAUUUUGAUACAGUUAAAACUGGAAGGUGCAUCCUGUAACUGAAAAUCAGCUAUGAACCGAUUUCUUUGUCUAUACAGUAAUCUAUACAAAACCAAGUUUAUUAGUCUGGUUUAUAAACAGAUAGUGAGUCAGACAAGUGAUAAAGAUGCGUAGCUUACAGCUAACUCUGCUGUACAGCUAAGAGGCAGUGUGAACUAAUGAAUAAAUAAAAGCAGACUGUCUGCUAAGUGUGAGGCUUUAACAGUAAGAUGCUUAUGUUAGCUUAGCUUAGCCCAAAGAGCGAACACAGCGAUAACAGCUAGCUUGGCUGAGCUUUAUAGGUACUUGUCGACAGGUGUUUUUACCCUCUGACAGAGCUGGUUUCCAUCGAUUCAAUUCUUUAUGCUAAGCUAAGCAAACUGCCCCCCGUCUGUGGCUUCAUACUUGACAUACAGACAUGGGAGUGGUAGUAUUUUUUUCUUUUUCAGCUAAUUCUCCACAAGAAAUGAAUGAACAACAAAAUAUUAGAAAGUAGGUUAAGUCAAUAAAAGACAAAGCUAAAUGACAAAGCAGUCGAAACACACACAUUUAAGCAAAACAGACCGUUGGCUUGAGACUGACUUAGAGAAUCCUAGAAUAGAAUAGUUUCCACAAACUUCAGAGACCAUCUGCAAAUUGAAACUGAGCUCCAAAGCCUGCUAUGUGAAUGUAGCAUGAGACCAUGGAGGCUCAGCCGUGCGCAACUUCAGAGGCAAACAGUUAACCGAGAGGAUCUGGGCUCUGCCAACGGGAGGCAGCCGCUCCUCCUUCAAGAUACUUUGAUGCUACUAAACUAACAGGUGUUGUCGUUCAACGCCACCUGAUUGCUCCAGAAGUCUUGCGUUGUUGUGUUCGUCUGAUGGGAGUCUACACAGCCGCCAGUUGUUAACAAUUAAAAAAGUUCAGAGAUUGAUGUGGUGUGGCGCAGCCCAAAACAUCUGGAUCGGGCCCUCGGCUUCACACAUCUGUUCAGACACAGAUGGAGGUCUCUGAGUUGGUUCACACUGACUCAGAAAAGGGGAGUGGUAGUUAGACUUUGAUAACCGCUCUGUCAUAACACCCUUCGUGUAAAAAGUAGUGGCCUGAACUUAACACCCAACACCUCGGUGUCCCCCUCCGUCUGCUUCGCUUUGGUAUUUAAGGUUUUUCCUUUUGUUUGUCCGUAGCUGUAGCUGUCCUCCAAAAAAGGGUUUGUAACAUUGGGAUCCCAUUUUAGAUAUCCUAGAUACAAAUGGCGCGUGUCGUUUUUCUUCCGUGUUUUUUUUUUUUUUUGUCUACUGAGCAGCUAGCCAAGUCUCACACACCCUGCUCAACCCCAACCUCAGCACUCUGCCUUCUUCUAACUCACACUACCAACUUUAUGUUGCUGCUUUUCACUCAAACUUUCAGAAAACCAGGCCUUCAGAUAUGCUGUGAAUGACACACCAAGCCUUUAGUGAUCACUCUUGUAUUAUUAUAUCAACUAAUGAAUCACGUCUCAGCUCACAGCAUGCAGAAGUUAACAAUACAUUUACUGCUACCAGCUGCUGUUAGUGGAAAAAUCUGAAAUGGAAACUCACAGAUUGACUGAUUUUAUUUCAUAGAACUGUUUUAAGCAUGUUAUCUGUUUCAUGGCCUUUUUCUAAAAAAAAAAGAGAGAGAAAAAAAAAAAGAAGAUUAAGUUUCACAUGGAUUGAGUGGCGCCCGAUUCAUCUAGUGACUGACAGCAUAAAAAAGAUAAAAUAAAAAGCCAUUUGAAACAGAUCUUAGGAAGCUUAUUUGUUGAUUCAAUGUUUACACUUAAAUUAACUGUAUCCUAAAAAAUGAAAUGAAAAUCAACAGACUGAAUAUUGACGCUGUUUUUUUUUCGACAGAUUUUUGAGUAGAUCUCAAUUUGGAGUUGCCUCGGUUACGCUCUGUGGCUCGUACUUAAAUGUCGUCGCCGGCGUUUGGACCUGAGGAGAGCAGGCAGAUAGACGGUCAGCUUUUUUUUUUUCCGUGACAGAUGGGUGGUUGUCAUUCACGAUGGAUUGUCAUCUGUUGCUCUGAUUGCAUUUCUCUGCUACCUCUUUAAAUAUGCGCUUGCUCAGACACACACACGCACUUCUACAAACAGCGCUCACAGACCAACAUACACUCAUACAGACUGACGGAAAAAGACAGACACUGAACACAACACACACACACACACACACACACACACAGCGCACCCUAGCGUGCACUUCUUUCUCCCUCACCAGCAGUUUUUGCCAAUGAUGCACUUGUGUUUUUUGUCUCUCAAUGCUCUGCAAAACGUGUGACGUCUAGAAAAUGAUUUGUUGUCGUCAUCUUUGUUUUUUUCUUCUUUGAAUAAAAAAAACAAACAAAAAAAAACAAACUCUAAUCUCGAUAGUAAGACCUGGGCUAGCCAGGCGGAUAGGAAUAAAUUGAAUAUUAAUUCAUCUAGUACAUAAAGGAAAAAAAAGUCUCAUGUCUUUUUUAAAAAAGAACAUAAAUGCACAUAUUGCUCAGCUCAGUUGUACCUUGGUGUGCCUAGAACCCACAGCCUUAUUUUGGGACAAUAUCAGGGGUUUUAAACCAGAAUACAGGACAAAUCUGUAUUACUGAUUUUAAGACAGUUUCAUUUAGUUUCAGUGGCUGUUUUUUUUUUUUUUUUUCCUCUCCUCAUAUCCACACAUUUGGUAGAGUCUGCCGUUUGUUGUAUCACUUUUAUGAGUCAACAGUAGCGUGCUGUUGGGAGGUGCAUGGGGGUGUGCUGCGUCAGUGUUUUCUCUGCUGGUUUGUUCUUUUGUCUCAUUCAGUCCCAUUGAUUCCCCCUCAGCUCCUUUUUCAGACAAUGGUUCCUAUAAGGCCUACCUGUUUUCCAAAAAAAAAAAAAAAAAAGACUCAAGUUGAACCGUUUCUGAUGAAAUCAAGUCGAAUGAAACUUCUUGAUUGUUUGUUGAAUUCGACCUAAUUAAAGAACAUCCAGCAGACUGUGACCUCCCGCAGCACGAGCUCAUCUCAUCAUCAGAACGAAAAAAAAAAAAGUUGACAAAUAAAAUUGUAGUUGAUCUCAGCAGAAUCCCAAGAUAAGUACCCUCCCCUUCACACAUGCACACCACCAUGCAGUAAAGUCAAACUCACCAAACCUCAGUGUUUCUAGCAGAAACUUGUCUUUUCAACACGUACAGUUGCCAUGGCGUCGCUGUUGAUGGCACCAUCAAUAGCCCAAUAUAGAAGAAAUAAGUGUUAUACAUACAGUACCUUAACCGACGUCUCUCUUCGUGGUCAAAAUCACAGCCUGUUUUUUUUUUUGUUUUGUUUUUUUUUUCUCCUUUGUGUUGCUCUUUUCUUUUUUGCUCUUCUUGUCUUUGAAGUUGAUCCAUUGUACUUUGAUUACAUGCAUUGUAUGUAGUAGAAUACUGAUAAUGUUUGGGGGAAAUCACAAAUAAAACAGCUGUACAUAAUUAUGCAAAGCA